Molecule: messenger RNA, 2929 nt
Organism: Nematolebias whitei (Rio pearlfish)
Lineage: Eukaryota; Metazoa; Chordata; Actinopteri; Cyprinodontiformes; Rivulidae
Gene: ppp3r1a
Product: protein phosphatase 3, regulatory subunit B, alpha a
Exons: 7
Coding region: 1-927 (308 amino acids)
Molecular function (GO): calcium ion binding; calcium-dependent protein serine/threonine phosphatase regulator activity
Source: RefSeq, a predicted model, not a curated record
AUGAACAAAAUCACAAACACCCAGCAGACGGACGAACAGGGGGAGCCCGUGAACAAAGCUGCUUUCUUAGUGGGCUCAUUAAAGAAAGAGGAAAAAGACGGAAAAGAACCCGGAUGUACAGUAGUGUUGCACCUCCCCCCUCCGCCAUCGCUUUUUGACAAAGCGAGCCUCCUCCUCCGCUUACUGUCCCCUCCCAGCGGCUCUCACUCCCUUUACCACUGCAGUGGAAGCCUCCGUAAAGGAGAGAGACGGCGAAGAGAGUCUGAAGCUGAUUAUAAAUCCAGGACCAGACUUCCGAGAGGCACCUCCACCUCAUUUUUCUGUAUUUUCGCCACAGCUCGGCGGCCUGCUGACUCUUCCUGUGUAAGAUCUGUUCCGUUCUCGUUGCCUGGAUUUCAUCAUCCGACCUGCAAGAUGGGAAAUGAAGCCAGUUACCCCCUGGAGAUGUGCUCACAUUUCGAUGCUGAUGAGAUUAAGAGGCUAGGGAAGAGGUUUAAGAAACUCGACCUAGAUAACUCCGGCUCACUCAGCGUGGAGGAGUUCAUGUCUCUGCCCGAGCUGCAACAGAACCCGUUGGUGCAGAGGGUUAUCGACAUAUUCGACACGGAUGGAAAUGGAGAGGUGGACUUCAAAGAGUUUAUUGAAGGAGUCUCACAGUUUAGUGUCAAAGGGGACAAAGAACAAAAGCUGCGAUUCGCAUUCAGGAUCUACGACAUGGACAAGGAUGGCUACAUCUCCAAUGGCGAGCUUUUCCAAGUACUGAAGAUGAUGGUAGGCAACAACUUGAAGGACACGCAGCUCCAGCAGAUUGUGGACAAGACCAUUAUAAAUGCAGACAAGGACGGAGAUGGCAGGAUAUCUUUUGAAGAGUUCUGCGCAGUGGUUGGCGGUCUCGAUAUACACAAAAAGAUGGUGGUGGACGUGUGAGCGCCCCCCGCCUCCCCUACGCUGACUCCCCCUCCUUGCCCUCGACACUCGCUUUCUCCACAAUCUGAAGUUCUGCUAAAGACAUCAGGCGAAACGCUCUGUGUGUAACUCAAUGGAAGUAUUCUGUCUUUCUCUCUCUGGAGCCACCUUUUCUUUCAGAACCACGGGCCUCGUGAAGCCAACUUUGAAGUGUUAUUGAACUGUCGAUCCUCAAUAACCCGCUCGUAGCACAUCGAGACUGAAGGGCGUCCGUUACUCAAGAGCACCUCCGGUUUGGGUGAGAGGGCAGGAAAGAGGGAAAGGGGGGUGCAGUGAAGAGGCUGGUUGGCUUGUUCAUAUUUCAUCCUUUUUUCUUUUUUUGUUAAGCGUUUAUUUUUUAUAUUUAUUUUUUUGUUCUUGUCUUUUAUAAAGAAGAAAAAAAUACAAGUAUAUCUCCGGUUGUUUUUGUGAGAGGAAGUGUGAAGUGUUUGAACCGUCGGGUAUGAAGUGCCAACCAGAACAUAUCCACACACACCAGUUCAGCUUUUUACCCUCCGCGGUCGCCACACUUCCACCUGCACCACUGCACCACCGUCACGUUAGAUCCAGAACGUUGGUUCACAUUUUCUCUUCGUCUCGCUCGCGCAGUUUGAACCAACCAGUAAAGCUUCCAGCCGCUCUCGGUUAGCAAAGCAACUCCUUUUUUUUUUUUUUUUGCAACAAAUCUGCUAGUUUUAUUUAUAUUUAAGAACUUUUUUUUUUUGGUGGUGGUGGAGAUUCUCCUUGUUUCCUGUCGUAAAAUUCUAGGUAGAUAAAUUAAUGCCAAGAAAAUGUCUUUCCAAAUAAAGAAAAAUUACAAAAAAAUAAAUUAACGGUGGCUUCAAACGGAGACGUGGUUUAUUCCGUAAAAGCGUCCGUAAGAUGAUCUCGAACGAACCGAAGCUCGGUUCUCGCUGUCGCCGCCGCGAGGACAAAGCGAUGUAAGCGACUUACCUGCAGGCAGCAUUUCUGAACCAGUAUGUGUAUAUUAGGUCGUCGGUGUGUCCUCAUCUUGUCGAUCGGGUCAGGGAGGGGGGUCCGUCUCUGCUCGAGCCAUUCUGGAUGUCGGCUCCGAUUCUCUUCCGCGCAGACACCUGAGAUCUUAACGCGUUAGCAUGAUCAGUGUGCAGCUUGGUAGCUUUAGGGUUUUCUUUGGAGCGUGUACAUUUCAAAAGUUGGCUUCCACUUCCACUUCCUGUUCACUCAUUAAACCCAAAUUCAACCUUUAGUUUGAGGACAAAUGCUUCCUGCUGUAAACUGCAUCGGGAUAAGUGUUGGUUUUGCUGCGGACACCAACUGCUGGUUUUAACAGGUAGUUUCAGUCAGAUCUGGAGUGCUCGACCCCCCCGCCCCCACCUCCCCACCCCAAAGCUCUGCACGGCUUGGGCCUCCCUGUGCUUGCAUGACAUGGAAGUAUAUUAUUUUGUUGUGCAUGUAGAUCAAUUUUUUGAACUAAAACUCUUGUUUACACAUGAAUGGUGAUGUUAAUAUAUUUAAGAACUUAACGGUAUACAAUAUGGAUGUUGCCAAACUUUGGUAAAUGUACACAUAUUCUGAGCGGUAAUCCAAAUGAACUGAACUACAUGUAAGUUUUUGUAUUUUACCCGGGUCAGCGAGAUGCUUCGAUUCCAGUCAAAGUUGCAUAUCUGAUCCUGUCUCAAACUGCCACACACUGUACUCAGCUUAAAGGGGAAAUUUGAUGUUUUUGUUUUUUUUCUUUUUGUAUAUAAGUAUUUGUUAAAUGCAGUUCUGGCUCUCUGUUCUUUGUAUAGUUCAGACCGCGCUUUAGUUUGUAAGUACUACUUUUCUCAGAGGGGCUUGGGUUUUCUUUUACGUUUGUGUGGGAGUAUCUGAAAAGAUAAAAGUUUGAGAAAGCGUUUUUCCCUUUUUCUGCAUGCUGCAUAUUCUGCUGUGGGACUGUUGGAAACUUGAUACUGUAUGAAAAUGAAAUAAAAUUUAAGUAAACUUUAAUAUGUUGUAAGUA